This is a messenger RNA of Trichogramma pretiosum, 443 nucleotides long. RefSeq lists its product as uncharacterized. Lineage: Eukaryota; Metazoa; Arthropoda; Insecta; Hymenoptera; Trichogrammatidae. The record is from RefSeq and is a predicted model, not a curated record. The transcript has 3 exons. The coding region runs from base 1 to 429 and encodes 142 amino acids.
AUGAAGUUCACCAUUGCUUUGGUCGCGUUAUUCCUGGUCUGCGCAGCGCAAGCUCGAGCAGUCGAAGACGAUGACAAGGAACAGUUGCACGUCUUCGUCGACCAUCUGGAAGCUACCGUAAAGCCAGCCCUGACCAAGACCUACCACGAAGUCGAGAAAAUUAAAUCAGACAUGGAAAAUGCAAAAAAAGAGACCAUCAAAAUCUUGGACGUUCAUGAAGAAGACGUGAUCGCUUCAUUACAUCCGGUCGGAUCUAUAGAAAUGCAAACCUUAGUCGACAGAUUGAAGAUAGAUUGGGAUGAUCAGUUCGCUUGCGAGUCUAAGAUGAUCCAAGAAGUGUUUAAGUGCGGUGCUAUCAUGGAUGUCCAUUAUCAAUGCAUGGAAGUUAAAUCGUCGAAAUCCCUGCAGACCUUGAACCAGGCCCUCUAGAUGCUCAACAAUAC